Messenger RNA from Candida dubliniensis CD36, 1779 nucleotides. RefSeq names its product bifunctional phosphoribosylaminoimidazolecarboxamide formyltransferase/IMP cyclohydrolase (gene ADE17). The record is from RefSeq and is a predicted model, not a curated record. Bases 1 to 1779 code for a protein of 592 amino acids. NCBI's taxonomy places the organism in Eukaryota, Fungi, Ascomycota, Pichiomycetes, Serinales, Debaryomycetaceae. Gene Ontology annotation, cellular component: cytosol. Gene Ontology annotation, biological process: 'de novo' IMP biosynthetic process. The transcript has a single exon. Gene Ontology annotation, molecular function: phosphoribosylaminoimidazolecarboxamide formyltransferase activity; IMP cyclohydrolase activity.
AUGUCUGAGAAACAACACACCAAAACUGCAAUUUUAUCAGUAUAUGACAAAACUGGUUUAUUAGACCUCGCCAAAGGAUUGGUUGCUGCUAAUGUGCGCAUCUUGGCUUCUGGUGGUACCGCGAAAUUAAUCCGUGAAGCUGGAUUCCCAGUUGAAGAUGUCUCAUCAAUUACUCAUGCUCCUGAGAUGUUAGGUGGUAGAGUUAAAACUUUGCACCCAGCCGUUCAUGGUGGUAUUUUGGCCAGAAACUUGGAAAGCGACGAACAUGAUUUAACUGCUCAAGGCAUUGAAAAAGUUGACUUUGUUGUUUGUAACUUAUAUCCAUUUAAAGAAACCAUUUCUAAGGUUGCUGUUACUGUCCCAGAAGCUGUGGAAGAAAUUGACAUUGGUGGAGUCACCUUGUUGAGAGCCGCUGCUAAGAACCACGAAAGAGUUUCCAUUUUAUCAGAUCCACAAGAUUAUGCUCACUUCUUGGAAGAAUUGAAGAGUGGGGAAAUCACUGCUGAAACUAGAAACAGAUUGGCAUUGAAAGCUUUUGAGCAUACUGCAGACUAUGACGUUGCUAUUUCCGAUUUCUUCAGAAAGCAAUAUGCUGAAAACAUCUCUCAAUUACCUUUGAGAUACGGUGCUAAUCCACACCAAAAACCAGCACAAGCUUUUGUAUCUGAAGGUGAAUUGCCAUUCAAAGUGUUGAAUGGAUCUCCAGGAUACAUCAACUUAUUGGAUGCUUUAAAUUCAUGGCCCUUGGUUAAAGAGUUAUCUGCUUCUUUGAACUUGCCAGCUGCUGCCUCGUUCAAGCACGUGUCGCCUGCAGGUGCUGCUGUCGGUUUGCCUUUGACAGACAUUGAAAAGAAGAUUUAUUUUGUUGAAGAUAUUGAAAACUUGUCUCCAUUAGCAAACGCUUAUGCUAGAGCUAGAGGUGCCGAUAGAAUGUCCUCCUUUGGUGAUUUCAUUGCUCUUUCGAACAUUGUCGAUAAACCAACUGCGCAAAUCAUUUCUAAAGAAGUCUCAGAUGGUGUCAUUGCUCCAGGAUAUUCCGAAGAAGCUUUAGAGCUUUUAAAGAAAAAGAAGAACGGUAAAUACUGUAUUUUACAAAUCGAUCCAAACUAUAACCCAGAAACUUUGGAAACCAGACAAGUCUACGGUAUUACUUUGCAACAAAAGAGGAACGAUGCUAUUUUUAAAGGCUCUUCAUUCAAAGAAAUUGUGUCUAAAAACAAGGACUUGACUGAACAAGGUGCCAUUGAUUUGACCAUCGCCACUAUCGCUUUGAAAUACACCCAAUCCAACUCAGUUUGCUACGCCAAAAACGGUAUGGUCAUCGGAUUAGGAGCCGGUCAACAAUCUCGUAUUCACUGUACCAGAUUAGCUGGUGACAAAGCCGACAAUUGGUGGUUAAGACAACAUCCAAAGGUUUUGGGAUUCAAAUGGGCCAAAGGUACAAAGAGACCAGAAAAAUCGAAUGCCAUUGACUUGUAUGUCACCAACCAAAUUCCAACUGAGGAACCAGAAAAAUCAGAAUACGAAUCUAAAUUUGCUGAAAUACCAGAACCAUUGACAGCUGAAGAAAGAAAAGAAUGGUUGAGUAAAUUAUCCAAUGUUGCAUUAUCCUCUGAUGCAUUUUUCCCAUUCCCAGAUAAUGUUUACCGAGCAGCUAGAUCCGGGGUUAAAUUUAUUGCUGCACCAUCUGGAUCAGUUAUGGACAAAGCUGUCUUUGCUGCUGCUGAUGCUAAUGAUAUUGUGUACGUGGAAAACCCAAUCCGUUUGUUCCAUCAUUAG